AUGUCGCGGCACGCGUGCUCUGCUGCGCGAUCGGCUGCGCGCCCGUUCAUUGUCACGCCGCGCCGCUGCCGAUCGUGGAGGAAGCCGUCGACGCGUUGCGCAGUCGCGGCUCGGCACUCACGACGCAGCAGCAGGUCGCGGCCGCGGAUGCGCUGCUAAAGGCCGCCGACGCGUACGGCGGCGUCGUGUCGCUCGAGCGCUCGAACGUAGCUACGGCGCUCGGCAAUGCGCCGUCGCGCGGCGUCGUGCUCGUCAAGGACUCGAACGUGCGCGGCGUGCUGACCGUCACGGCGCUCGAACAAACGUCACCGCUCUUUGCGGGCGGCCUGCGCGUCGGCGAUCGCGUCGUCGCAGUCGACGGCCGCCCUGUCGCCGACGCCGCGUCCGCGCGCGCGGCCGCCGAGUCGGUCCGCGCCGCGUCGGUUCUGCGAGUCGAGCGCGGCUCCCGCAAGUUUGACGUCGACGCGACCACGACGCCACAGGCGGCCGCUGUUUUGCGUUCGCCGGCGGCGACUGCCGUCGACGUCGACGGAGUCAUAGUGCUACGCGUCGCCUCGUUCACCGACGGCGUCCGCGACGAAUCGGCGAGGGCGAUCCGAGCCGUUGCCGCUGGCCGCAAGAGCGCUCCGUACGUCAUCGACGUGCGGUCGAACCCCGGGGGGUUCGCCGACGAGGCCGCCGCCACGUUUGGCCUCUUCGCGCCGGCGGCUACGCCGUUCGCCACGGCCGUCGGACCAAAUGGAGCCGUCGCCGCUAAGUACGUCGCAUCGGCGCCUCCAACGGAGCUGGCCGUGCCGGCGCCGACCGCUCUCGCGGUGCUUGUUGACGAAGACACGCGCUCGGCCGCCGAGCUCUUCGCCGCGGCCGUGCGUGCGCAGGGCGGCACCGUCGUUGGCCAGACGACCUUUGGGAAAAGAAGUGCCCAGAGCUUAGUGCCGCUGCGGGCCGCUCCGAACUACGCGGUCCGCAUGACGACCGCACGAACGGUUGACGCUACGGGCGCCGACGUCGACGGCAUGGGCGUCGCGCCCGACUUGGCCGCUGGCACACCGAGCAGCGCGCUCGACGAGCUACUACUGCGUCGCGGCGCCUUUUUCGACUUUGCGACGUACUUUGAUCGAUUGAAUCCGGGGCUCGACGAUGCGAAAGUCGAGACGGUCCUGUCGCGCGACGGCGCGAAGCUGUGGCGAAGUUUUGUGAAAUCGUGGAACGGAGGCAUCGACGACGACGACGCGCUGCCCGACUACCCGUCGAGUGUGCAAACGGCAGCCGCGCGAGCCGCGCAAAAGCAAUUGACGCGGGAGCUCGUGGCCGACGCUACUUCCAGGCGCACCCUACCGCCGCGCGCCGUCGAGGCAGUCCUGGCGCGGAGAGGAGCGAUCCCAUCGCGCGCCGCGACGGCCGGCGACGACGAAGCGUUGCGGCUCGCGCUCGACGUCGUCCGACCGCGGGACGGCUUGUCCGCAGCGAGACUCGCCCGACUCGACGCGUCGAGGGCGGCCGCGUCGGACCGACCACCCGCGAGGACGUCCCAAACGGUCGUGGGCUUCGACCCCGACGCCGAGUGCCUGCCGCUGCAGACGUGCGACGCGCGGCGCUACGUGUAUGUUGUUGAACCCUAG
Molecule: messenger RNA, 1622 nt
Organism: Pelagomonas calceolata
Lineage: Eukaryota; Pelagophyceae; Pelagomonadales; Pelagomonadaceae
Source: the annotation of a GenBank genome assembly